UUUUAUAGAUGUAUUCAAUAGUUGUUUUUACUGAAAAGAAUGAGACCGAGGUUAUACCAAGUGACUGGCUGAGCAUCGACAAAAAAGUUUCCUUUUGGCCCCCAUAUAACGGUACAAGAUGUAGAAAAGCAGUUGAAAAAAAUGAAACUCCUGAUGAAGAAUGGGACGAAUAUGAAACUGAAUGGGUGGCUGAGUAUGGUUCCUAUGAAAAAGCCAGAAGAAAGCUGGUGAAGUUCUGUGAAGGCAACAGUUUGGAGUCUACAGAUGAGGACAGUGUACGGAAAAGAGUACCAUCGGCAAAAUAUGUAAAUGGAUUUACAUCUGGUACAGCCUCAGGAAGACCUCCAGUGCAGGCCUCAACAAGCCGGCUCCACACAGAGACAAUGGAAAGACCAAAAAAGAAAUUCUGCAGUAAUGGAGCCAAAAGCCUGACCUUGCCAACCAUACCUCUAUUUGCACCAUCAGCACCUGCUGUGACAGUCCCUGAACCAAGACAAGAUGAAAGAGAACUCCGGCUCUAUCAGAUGCUGGAAGAGAUAAAGGGUCAAGUCAGGCAGAAUUCGCUCCUCCUUCAGGCCAUACUGAGAAGAGAGAAUGCAGCUGAAGUUGUAAAUGAGGAAUUUCAGUUUCCUUUAAGGAGCAUGACAGGCAUAAAAGAUCUGGAGGAUAGGCUGUCAAACAGAGACACACAACGUUCUCUAACAAGAUAUCUUACCAGCUUGGGUGGAACAUCUGCCAAAGACAUUGUCCACAGAAUCAUGAGGGAAAUUAUGACCAAUGAGUUGGCCAACAAUUUUAAUUGGCCAAGGAGAGGACAGAAGAGCCCCUUUUCUGCGCUCUUGCUGGCAAAAGUUGUCAUAGGUGAUAUGUUUUAA
Molecule: messenger RNA, 875 nt
Organism: Perca fluviatilis (European perch)
Lineage: Eukaryota; Metazoa; Chordata; Actinopteri; Perciformes; Percidae
Exons: 6
Coding region: 9-875 (288 amino acids)
Source: RefSeq, a predicted model, not a curated record